Molecule: messenger RNA, 3890 nt
Organism: Exaiptasia diaphana
Lineage: Eukaryota; Metazoa; Cnidaria; Anthozoa; Actiniaria; Aiptasiidae
Product: general vesicular transport factor p115
Biological process (GO): transcytosis; vesicle fusion with Golgi apparatus; endoplasmic reticulum to Golgi vesicle-mediated transport
Cellular component (GO): endoplasmic reticulum; Golgi stack; Golgi membrane
Source: RefSeq, a predicted model, not a curated record
ACGAAGAGAAAUGAACUAUUUACGUGGUUUUAAGUCUGUUUUAGGCAGUCCUUCGGCUGAAAAUCAGCCUUCACCUCACGAUACGGUCGAAAGGCUAUGUGAUCGUGUCGACUCGUCAACAUUACUKGAGGAUCGGCGAGAUGCUGUUAGAGCAUUGAAAUCACUAUCAAAGAAAUUCAAGGUUGAGGUYGGCACACAAGCUAUGCAGCUUUUGAUUAAAGUGUUGCAGACUGACAGGAGUGAUACCGAAAUAGUUGGGAUGGCACUAGAAACGUUAUGCAAUGUCAUGUCAACAGAACCUCAAAUACAAGAUGAACAAACAACAUUAAAGAAUGGAACAGCACAGUCAGACUCAGAUGUUGGGUUGCAGUUUACAGAAAUUUUUAUCAAAAAUUCRGAUAAUGUUACUUUGUUACUGGGAAUGUUAGAGGAAUAUGAGUUCCAUGUUCGAUGGCCUACAGUUAAACUUUUGACAAUGCUUCUCACAAACAAACCUAAUUUACUACAACAGUGUAUACUUGUCAGUCCAAUGGGUGUGUCUAGAUUAAUGGAUCUUCUAUCAGACAGUAGAGAAAUCAUAAGAAAUGAGGGUCUUCUUUUAUUAAUUCAACUCACAAAAUCCAAUGCAGCCAUUCAGAAAAUYGUUGCCUUUGAGAAUGCAUUUGACAGACUGUUUGAAAUAAUUGCCGAGGAGGGAUAUAGUGAUGGCGGNAUUGUUGUAGAAGAUUGUCUACAUUUGAUGGUCAACUUAUUAAGAAACAAUGUUUCCAAUCARAAUUUCUUUAGAGAAGGAAGUUUCAUUCAAAGGUUUACUCCUUUCUUUGAGAUGUCUGCUUUAGCAAUGCAAGGGGAAAAUGAGACUGGUUGGUUAGAACAAAAGGUCUCCAAUGUACAACUUAUGCUUAAGGUCGUUAGAAUUCUUGUCUCUCCCGACAAUCCACAGCAAGCAACUACYGCUGCACAGAAAAUGAUGAACCAGUCAGGUCUAUUAAAGCUUCUUUGUGAUAUUCUCAUGGCCAGUGGUAUUCCAGCAGAUAUUUUAACAGAGGCUAUUAAUACUGUUUCUGAAGUUAUUAGAGGAUUCCCUGCAAACCAGGACUAUUUUUCACAAGUUAAUGCUCCAUCAGAGCCACCAAGACCAGCUAUAGUCGUGUUGUUGAUGUCCAUGAUCAAUGACAAGCAGCCGUUCAGCUUGAGAUGUGCCGUACUCUACUGUUUUCAAUGUUAUUUGUAUAAAAAUGAACAAGGUCAAGGUCAGAUAGUAUCAACAUUAUUGCCYUCCUCCUCUGAUGUUGCCUCAAGUGUAUCUGCUGGGCAGCUUUUGUGUGCUGGGAUAUUUAGUACUGAUCCAUUAGCUAACUGGUGUGCAGCUGUGGCUUUAUCACAUUGUUUGAAAGGAAAUCCAACUCAGAAGGAACAACUUUUAAGAGUACAGCUUGCAACUAGUAUAGGAAAUCCUCCAGUUUCACUGUUACAGCAGUGCACAAACAUCUUAGCCCAGGGAGGAGAUGUUCAAACUCGYGUUGGUCUWCUAAUGUUGUUGUGCUCUUGGYUGUCAAACUGUCCAAUUGCKGUGGCACACUUUCUUCAUAAUGCUGCAAAUAUACCUUAUCUUAUGGCCCAAGUUGGUGUUGACGCCCAUGGKGAAGAAGGAGAAAGGCUAGUGGGCUACCUGUGUGCUCUUCUACUUGGACUCUGCUUGGCUUUUAAUGAUAAUUCUGUCGARMAAUUCAAAAAAGAUGAUCUUAGAUUACUUAUCAACAAGCGUAUUGGUCUGGAUAACCUUCUUGAGAAGAUAGGCUACAUAUCGAAAUCAGAGUACUUUACUUCUGCCGUCAAAUCACCCGAGAUAAAGGAUGAUGGUACGAAUCAAGUGCUUAUUGACCAUGAGUUCACUAAACUCUUCAAGAAAUUUGAUGCUGCUGUAACUAAGACAGUCGAAGAAACAACAGAAGCUCCUCCGCCAACCAAUCACAGCAAUGGUAGCAUCGAGAACCAUGAUUCUAUAGUAGCGUCUUACAAAGAACUCAUACGGGAACAGGAUGAAGAACUCUGUCGAUUGAGGUCACGAUAUGCUGACAUGGAAUCAUCUUAUAAUCAGGCAUGUGCGCAAGUAGAACACCAAUCACAAGAAAUCCAGCAGCUUAGAAAUCAACUCUCUUUUGCACAGUCUUAUCAUAAUUCACACCAGGCAGAAUUGAAUGGUAGUUAUCUCCCUGAUGAAAGCUCUCAACUACAAUCGCUACGAAACCAAAUGAACGAAUURCAGAUUCACCAAACCGACCUUGAGAAAAGACUGCAGGAAAAACACGAAAAAUGCCAACAACUUGAGAAAGAUCUUGAAGUAGCAAAUGCACAGUAUGCUGUGGCCGCCGCUGCAGCCGAACUGGCGGAACCUUGUGACUCCCUGAACUCAAGUCUUAAUAAAGAUCAACUUGAAGAUUUACUCGGGCUUCGUAAGAAUGUGAGCACUUUAGAACAUGAAGUGUUGACAUUGAAAGACCAGAAUUCCAAAUUACAAGACGAAUUAAAUCAGUCGAAGAGCAAGAACAUCAAAGCCAAGGAGAAAAGUACUUUACAGAAGAGACCACUCCUCAAGAGGAAUCCAGGGAUUUUCAGGAACAUACAGGAGAAAUUGYUCCGAGCGAAGAAACUGUAUCGCAAGUGCCCCAUGUGGGAGAAGAACCCGAAGAAACUUAUGCACAUCUUGACACUGAAGCGCAGSCGCAGUACGAGCAACAACCCUCGUACCCAGAGCCCGCGCAAGAACAGAACAAUGASCAAGAGGAGCCAGCUGYUUACUAUUCAAAUGACGCACAAGGACAAAYAAAUCCAUAUUACACGUCUGAAAACCAACAACAAAUGAAUUACUAUUACAAUCAGGAUGCAGCUAAUUUCUUCAACACAMCUGGAAAUUUCGAWAGYAGCCCGAGUUAYAAUCCCUAUGCAAUGCARCAAGGAGCACAUGCACAGCCUGGUCAUUACUACCCAGGMCACGACGGUGAUGUAAACUCUUACUCGACCCAACAGCAYAGCGGAGGCUAUUUUAAUUGGGACGUCAGUCAAUAUCAAGGACAGACAGACAGUCGUCUCAARCAAGAUGCUGGUUUGACGCUUGACUUUAGUGRAGGAAAUUAAUUUUAACUUAAUAUUUGUAUAGAUUAUAAAAUAAGAGAAAUAAUAGAGUAUAUGUCGAGGGGCGUUGGUCAGUUUGGCAAACCGUUAAAAUCGUUUWUAGUACAGAUAGCUGCACUCUUWUCACAYGUUCUGUUAAAAGUAAGCUUUCUUUCUAAAAGAAUACAGCGAAAACCGCCUUAGUGAUUAUUGGAAACUUUUUCAAGCUUUGACAGSUUAKUUUUCAAAGUUUGAACUUGUCGUUGCCAAUCUGUAUUUUUACCAAGAGGAGCUUACACUUGUACAUACCUUGUACACAAGUUUCUUUGAACACCUCAUAAAUUUAUAUAUAUACGUAAUUACAAAAACGUUACYCUGAGAUUCAGUGAUUUAGGAAGAYAUUAAAAGACAAAAGACGACCACUGAAGCUGAACACUUUUUUCUGCUUUUUAAUUAAUUGCUUAAAAAAAGUUUCUUUUUCUUGGACAACGUUUUUGUGAUAGGUGUAUGUCUUGUUUAGCAAAAAAAGAAGAAGAAAAGAAAAAAUCGUUCACACUUACACACAAAUGAAAUAAAAAAAGACUAAAAAAUAUCCUGAUAAAUGUAMCCGUUUUCUGAGAGGCAGACAUACUUUUCCUUGGUUUAGGUAGCCUACCUAGUAAAGUGUUCGUAUCGGUGUAGUAGCGAAAUUCGACCCACUGCCCCUGAACAGAUUCCACAAUGAAUUAUAUAUAUAUUUUAUUCAAAAUGAUAAAUAAAAUCUCCUUUGAAUGUAC